Cinara cedri is the source of this 1996-nucleotide messenger RNA. NCBI's taxonomy places the organism in Eukaryota, Metazoa, Arthropoda, Insecta, Hemiptera, Aphididae. The record is from the annotation of a GenBank genome assembly.
UAUUUUUCAAAGUUAUCAUAUGACGGGUACGUUUUCUUUUUUAAAAUACAAAAUUCUCUUCGUAUUGUGAUUUUUACCAUUAAUAAAUAAAUACGUUUACAAUAUUGUAUUGAUAAUAAUUUUAAUACACUGAGUUGUUCAAUCUUACCUGUUGUAUAGUUACAAGUUACAUUACUCAUUAUUAAACUUAAUAGGUAGGUACAUUUUAAUUUUUAAUGAAAAUAUGAAUUCAACUCACGAGUUGAGGUUAAAUUUAAAAAAUGUAUUAUAAGGAGAUUGGAUACCUACCCAUAAUUUAUUUAUUUCGGAUUUGAAUGCAGCUUAAAAUUAACAUGAGAUUGUUCAGGCCACUUUUUUAAAUUUAAUUUUAGUCUUCUACAAUAUAUUUUUAUAAUUUUCAAAUCAAACUUUUAGAAAUUAAAGAAAUUAGUCUAGAUAGCUAUGAUGCGUAGGUAUGUGUUGGAUAAAGAAAGAAAAUAUUGAUAUCAAAUCUCCUUAAGAUAGUAUAAGACCUAUGUUUUCUUCGCAAAAUUAAUAAUUAUCCUUGUAUUAGAUAUGCAUAUUUUAGUGAUGUUUAAUAAUAUAUAUAUAUAUAUUACAAAAGUAAGAAAAUCUUAGUUAGUUUCAUUUUUACUUAACUUUUAGCACGCCUAUUUGUUAUUGAUGGAACUUAAAUCGAUGACCUAUUGCAACAAUAUAAUCAAAGAAGUGGACACAUUUUUAUUCAAUAUGCCUGUUGAAUAUUCUUUGGGACACUGUGUGGCCAGAGACAUGCGUAUGAGUUCCGGUAUCGCCGUCUAUUUCAAGUUAGUAGUGAAAUAUCAACCGUAAUUAUUAUUUUCAAGUGUAUGUAUACUAAAUUACAGGUCUAUUUUUGGGAGGGUUGGCGAAUUGAUGGACCAAAGACCUAAUGUUGGUAAUGUUGCUUAUUUACAACAAAAUGAUAGAUUUAUUUAUUAUUUGAUAACAAAGAAUAUUAGUACCCAGAAACCAAAUUAUAAUACUAUAACUGCGGCCAUUAAAAAAUUACGAGAUUUUGUCGUAGUACACGGUGUUAAAAAAUUAGCUAUACCGCGUAUCGGUUGUGGUCUUGAUAAAUUGGACUGGCUUCUAGUAAAAGAAAUCAUUGGUCGUAUGUUUAAAGAUGUUGGUUGUAAGAUCAAAGUUUGUCAUUUCACACAAGUAAGUUAAAUUCAAAUUUGAUUGUGUUAAAUAUUUUUAAUCUAGCUAAAAUCGAACCAAUGGUUUAAUUUCUAAAUAGAGCUUGACUGAAGAAAAGCUAUCACUUAAAAUAAAUCAUCCAAAAGUUAUAAGAUGGUUUCAAAGCAUCAACGAUAUAGAUAAGCGAGAAUUUGAAAAAUUAAACUUUAUAUUAUUUUCUCAUCAAACUACUUCUACGGCAUAUUGGGAUCAUCGUUUUCAAGUAGUCAAUGAAAAAUAUCGCUUUAAAUCACAAUAUUUUAAAGAUUAUGAAGCAAAUCUUGAAGUUGGUCAAUGUUUGCAUUACGAUACAACAGAAGCUCAUGUAUACAUCAUCGUUAUAAAUGAAAAUUCAACAGAUCUAUUUUCUUAUCGAAAUUUAGAAAAAGGACUUAAUAAAAUAACCAAUAUGAUAGAAAACAUUCAAUGGCACCCAACAUUCAUAGUGCAGAAAAUGAAUACUCAAAUGGAUCAAACAAUAUCUGAAGAUUUAAUUAACGAAAAAGUUAUAUCCUUAAUUAGUUCUACAUUUUUAAUAUUAACUCCAUGUGUAAUUAUUGAAAUUUGAUAAUUAUUAUAUGGUUUAGAAUUAAGAAAUUUUUAAACUUAAGGAAAACUUUUCAAUUUCACUCGCUGGAUGUUGUUUAUUACAUCUAGACAAUUGUGUUUUAAAACAUGAUACUGAAAUAUUAAGUAUAAACACUUUAUAAAAUUGAGUUGUAAUCUUAAUGUAUGUAUUUUGAUAAUUUGCUGUUAGUAGUUCAGUGUAUAUUUUAUUAAAUAAAUUAUAUUGAUU